UACUAUCGCACAAUUGCUUUAGAAGUUUUUUUUAUAUUAUAUUUUAAAGUUUUUUUAAAUUUGUUUUGUAGCCGUUGUUGCAACGAAAUUCAUAAAAUAUUAAGUGAUAGUCUUUGACAUAGAGAGACGUUUAUUACUUGUGCAGGUGUAACCGGUGUAACUUCUGUUGACGUGUGGCAACCUGGCAACUGGUAGUUGAGCUCAUAGAUAAAGGAUAGUUGAGCUGAGCGCAUUUAGCUAUGAAAAUAAGGUUUUGACGAAGCCUGGGUUUUGAACAUUUCUGCUUCUGCCAUUUAUCACGAUGCCAGUGUUGAGUGUAACUUUAAAACUCUCUGGAAAAGUGAUUUUCAGAGAAAGCCUUAUACUUCAUAAACAGGUGCGGUCCUCGCUGGCGACACUGCUCUCCCGCGCCAUGUCCUGCUCGGUGAGCGACGUGACCAGGAACCUGCGCCUGAUGAGCCCGGCGGCGGGGGGAGGAGGAGGGGGGCAGCAGCACAGGCAGCUGGUGGUGCUGCUGGCGUGGCUGAACGCCAAGCAGAAGCACACCAUGAAGUACGCCAGCUUCUACAUGGACCGCGGCUUCGACGUGCUGACCGUGAACAUCACGCCGUGGCAGCUGCUGUGGCCCGUCUCCGGGAGCCAGGUCGUGGCGGAUGAUCUGCUGCGGUUCCUGAAGGAGAAGCGCGCCUACGGCUCGGUGCUGCUCCACGGGUUCUCGGUGGGCGCGUACGUGUGGUCGGAGGCGCUGGUGAAGGUGCGGGACGACCCGGAGGCGUACAGGCCGGCGCUGGACGGCAUCGUGGGCCAGGUGUGGGACAGCGCGGCCGACAUCACCGAGAUCCCGGUGGGCUUCCCGCAGGCCCUGUUCCCCAGGAACCCCAUCCUGCAGUCCGCCUUCAGGAAGUACAUCCGGUACCACAUGCAGAAGUUCCACAACGCUGCAACGUCGCACUACAUCCGUGCAAGUCAGAUCUUCUACUCUGGCUACUUGCGCGUGCCAGCCUUGUUCCUGCUGUCCAAAACUGACCCCAUCGGAGCUCUGGGCAGCAACACGAGGUGUCGCGAGGGCUGGGAAGCUCUGGGAAUUAAGACUUACAUGAAAUGCUGGGACAAAUCUCCACACGUCGGCCAUUACCGUAAGCACCCGGAGGAGUACUUAGGAGAGCUGUCUGCUUUCUUGAAUCGCUUGAAUCAAGAUGCGCAUGCUAGCAAGAUCCGGGCCAAGUUGUGAUCCCAAUCCACCAACACCGUAAAUCAGGUCUUGGAUGCUUCUGGCAACUACAUUCCAGGUGAUGUAUGCUUGUGAUAUAUCUAAUGGAGCUAAGAACUGUGUACAGUCAAUCUGCAAAUUACAUGAUUAAGAUCAAGAAAAAACCAGCAGCACACUUAAAAUUUUCUUCUACCAAACAAAUUUAAGGAAAUAUCUUUUAUGAUAUUUAAGUAUAUAGUAAGAUCACAUGAUGCACCCUUUAACAUAUAUUUUUUUUCCCAAUGUGGUAUAAAGAAAUUAUGUUUAUGUACCCUGAAAUUGAUGUUGGCAUGUCUAAUAUGUUCAUAUUAGGAUAUAAUAUAACCUAACUUCAAUAUAAUUACCAUAUAGGGACUGUAUUUUUUUUAUGAUUCUGUAUAAGACAUAGGGAUGUGCAGAAAACAAAUUUAUGGUUCAAACCCACCAUUACCAAAAACCAAAAUGGAUUAAUGUAAUGGAUUUGUAAUAUUUUGAUUCCUAAACAUUAUAGUGCUCAGCCAGGUUAGGAGUACAGACUGCAGCACAGAACAUAUUAUACCUAUGUAUGUUUUCCUGUAGUUUUACUAAAGUAUAGUUUAUUUUACUGUAAACUUAAAUCCUGUUAAUUUUUUUCUAAAAACAUAGAAAAUCUACACCAUUUUAGAACAGCUGUUACGUGGUACAUAAUGAGGUGAACACCUACCAAUUUUGAAAGGAAAAUAUUUUUACACAUAUUGCAGAUGUACAUUUUUUCUCUACUAUAACAACAAUCGAUACUAUUGACGUUCGGCAAAAAUGUGAUGCAUUGAUCUUUGCACAUGAAAGUAAUGCUUGUAUUUUUGACUACACAGUUAAAAUUUAUGAUAAUUGUUUUUGUUUAUGAAAAAUUCUGUUAUGUAUUUUACAAUUGGUUUAAUGCCAGAUAUGUGGAAUAUUACAGUUAACUUUUCUUUUGGCUUGUUUACACUUUGUUUUUCAGUAUUUACAUAGUUCAGGAUUAGAAGAUAUACUGUUUUUUCAGUUCCUCGAUUAAAUACUCGAUCAUGAUAGGUUUAAUUUUAUUAUGUGUCGAUGAUAGUUUAUGUUUACUUUUUCUACUGGGAUAAGUUUUAUUUUUUCGAAUUAUUUAAUGGGUAAUAUUCUGAAAAGAUUUAAAUAAGGAUUAUGAAUUAGAAUUGAAUUUAAAAUAGUUGACAAGGAUUAAAUAAAAUUGAAGUGAAGUGAAGAUCAAAAUUUGUCUCUAUGAUGACUAGUUUGCCCUGCCCAUACUUUAUAGGUAAUGUUAAAUAUGGUGGCAAACCUUUGUUGCGCCCGUCUGCCUAUUACUGUGCAGUCGGGCCUAGGUGGGUUCGAGUGCCGAUCGGUACACUCGCUGAUAGCCAAAAUUAAGUGAUAGGUACCCCGAGAAGGAACUCCAUGAAUCUGUGGAAGAUCUCUUUUACUCCUGCUCCCAACUCUACACUUCAUUUACGUACAAGUCAGCUGCAACCAUAAUUGCAUUCUAGACAUCCGCUCCCUCCGAGAGCUGUUCCCCAGCGUCUCUCACAUCAGUCCACCGCCAGCAACGCCCUAAUCAAAGUUGUCACAAGGCACUCCGGCUUCCAGGAAUCAGCAGCGACGCACACGCACAAUCAUCCUUGGUUCGUACAGCAUACAGAGUUCCACAAACAGUUCUGUUUACAUGCCCGCUGACGUUUUCAGAUUACAAACAUUCGCUACGCAUCAGCCGGCUAAGUGCGCAUGUACCCUUUCCACUGAAUCAUAAGAACUACGUACUAUCUUUAUAAAUGUCUUAAAGCGUAUGCUUAAAUGAACUAAAUACAACUCAAAAGUAAUAAUCUUGUCGUUAUGUCUAUCCUACCGGAAUCCCGGACACAACACCUUCCUGAAAAUUAUAUUUGUGAUAAAACUUUUUAUUUUAAUCAAAAUACUACAUAGCAUCUACCGCAUAAAUCUGUUGGGACAUGCUUAAAAGGUAAUCAGUAUACCUUGACCUGACUUGCUCACAAGGCUGAUACUUGUAGAGAGACACAUGGAAAGAAAAUAGGUUUUGUAACAUUUAUAUUAUUCUUAAAACAUAAAACCUAUCAUAUGCAUUAACCAUUUUUAAGUGUGAUGUAAAUGUCAUGUGCAUACUAUUUGGAGGUUGACUGUUAUUUAAAUGAGACUAUGUAUCUCUUUCUGUUAUAACUUUGUUAUAUUUUGUGUGUGAUAUCUCUUACAUUUCAUAUUUACACUUUUAAAUGUAGUAGUUUUAGUUUGUUUUUUUUGUGUAUUGUAUUUUAUGUAACAAUGGCACAUUAGUUUUAACUGUUUUAUGGAAAGUUGCAGUAUAUUUUGUUGAUGUCUCAUUCAAAAGUUUUUUUUAUACUUAAUCAUUAUUACAGUAGAACCCCUCAUAUCUGACCUUCCCACAACCGACUCCUCCGGAUAUCCGACCUAGUCUCCGUGGUUGGCGAGCCUGUUCAGACUUGAAAAAGUGACGCAUCUACAUGUCUUCGUGUCGCAAGCUGUUCAGUUCAGCCGUGAUUGUUGGUGCAGAAUGUGCUCCUACUAUAAUCUUGUACUGUUCUGUGUUUUUUUAAAACGUAACGUAAUGUAUUGUGGGUAGAAAAAGUGGAGGGACACUUCUGCAAAAUCAAGAUUUGGCAAAACUGAAACAAAAAUACAUUACUGAAUUCUUUAAAUUAGGUAUGCUUAAAUUGUAUUUAUCGUCUCAUUUAUAAUUUAACAAAAGUAAAUGUUUGAAAUGUAUACAGCAACAUUUUUACAAAUAAAGUUGUAUUACUGUACAUACUGUAUAGCUGGGAAAGGCUUUUUUUGGCUCCUACGGAUAUCCAACCUUUUGGCUGUUCUGACCAUGGCCCGGUCCCGUCAUGGUCGGAUAUGUGAGGUUCUACUGUAUUUAUAAUGCUCAGUUUUGUCUUUUAUUUCAGCAUGGGAAAAUUUUUAUACAUAUUGUUAUGAGAAUAAUUUUUGUGAGAAUCCAAAUGCAUUCACAAGCCUAUGCCAAUAAUAGUCCUGAUAAAUAUUCUAUUCAUGAAUUUGGUCAAGAGUGCCUUAACAUCUGUCAAGUAUCUCCUGGUUAAAAAUAUAAGUAUUUUAGCUACAGUCAAUUCUCAACUUUAAAGCAAUUUUUAUAUGAUUAUAAUAUAUUGACUUAUAGUUUAUUUUUGGAUUCUCUACUGUAACUUUUCAUCUCCCACUUUUCCACUUUUAAAUGUGUGCUUGUAUAUUUGGUCAGAACAUAUUGUGAUAAUGAUUUAUGUUGUACCUAUGUGCUAGGGUUACUUCACUAAGUGUUAUAUCUGUCACAGAUACAUGAAGAAUUAAUGCAUUUUUUUCUUCUUCAAGGAUUUGAAUCCUUCACGUUAGUAUCUUCUGAUAAAAAGUUUUUUUGAUAUCUUUUUAGAAAAAUUACAUGUAAUAUUAAACACUGCAGCAUAAAAAUGUCACUUGCCAACUUUGUGUACCUCUUAUUUAGUGAAUGCACUUACUGUUUGUAAUAAAUUUUCAAGCUACAGAAUUUAUUGGUUUUUUUGUUACAAAAUCAUGAAUAACAUAUUAACUGAUUGACAGAUAUAAUAUAGACUAUGCCAAAGAAGUGCUGAGGUAAAGUUAAAAUAGGAAACUUACUAUAAAUUGUUUUAAUGAUAUUGUUUUAAUUAUUUCAAUGUUAAAUUUAUUUUUGAAGAAUGAAACAAAUUGAGCUGUUAUACUUCAUGUGUUUAUUAAAAAACUGAUAUGUAUGUUAGUGAUAAUUUUGAGAUUACAUGGCAAUUUCUUGAGAUAUAUUUCCUAAUUUAAGUAUGUAUAAGUGCACUCAAAGAGAACAUCCAUACAUAGUGUGUUUGUAAUUAUUUAGUAGGGACAAGAAUAUGGUAUAAAUUAUGAUAAAACAAAAUUGACACAAAAGCAUGUCAAUACACCAUAUAACAUGUAAAUGCAAGUUAAUAUGCUAUAAAGCAAUAAAAUGAAACUAAAAUCACAAAAUUAAUCUGCAUUUUUAAUCAAAAUUAACUCAAUUCACAAAAAUGUUAUUGUUAAUAUAUUAAAUUUAAAUUUGAUUAAUGUAAUUUAUUUAGCAAAAGUUUUGUACCAAAUUGUAUAACUUUUUUUUAAGAGCUUGCAACUGUUGUAAUUUUAAUUAUGACUUUGGUACAAUUUUCAAACAAACUACUACUUGCCGAUUUAUUUUUAUUGUUCCAAGUAGUUAUGCAUGUUGUAUCAUGUAUCAGUCAAAAUGACACUUUUGAUGAAUCAAAUCAUGAAACAUGUACGUGUUAUAUUAGUUGUAUAAUAUACUAUCUUUAUGAAUAAAAAGAUCUUGUUUUAAAAACAAAUUUGACCUAUAAAUGAAACCAUAUCAUCUUGUCUCUACUAAUAAUAAUUUUAUGUUAUUGUUUCAAAAGUUUGUGAAAACCUUGGGAGUUUUGCAUUCCUUUUGUGCACUGUACUUUUUUUAUACUUUUAUAAGCAAUUUCAUUUCUUGUUAGUUUAUCUGUCUAAAAAUAAUCAGACCAUUGUUUAAAAGGAUCGAAAAAUAUUUUCACUCUCAAGAAUUAUCUUAACAACAAUGAAGUGAAAAUGUGCCCAUUAUUAGUGCAUUAAAACUAAAUUUUCACAAAGUGAAUGUAUUAAUAACAGAGAAAUAAAAUAAAUACUCCAUCCUUGGCGAA
This is a messenger RNA of Bacillus rossius redtenbacheri, 5907 nucleotides long. RefSeq lists its product as uncharacterized. The transcript has 6 exons. Gene Ontology annotation, molecular function: serine hydrolase activity. The coding region runs from base 302 to 1231 and encodes 309 amino acids. The record is from RefSeq and is a predicted model, not a curated record. Lineage: Eukaryota; Metazoa; Arthropoda; Insecta; Phasmatodea; Bacillidae.